UAGUCCACGAAACAAAACCAAAAAAAGCUGACAUUAUUAAAAUGACCCCGGUCAAAAGUUUGGGAACCCUUGUUCCUGCUUCAUCUUAUACUGUAACCUAGAAGCUCGCUUUUGUCAUGGUUACAUCCUUCCACUGUUCUUCUCGAGCAUCUCUUUAAGCCAGAGGAAAUUCGCGCCCAAAUUUGUAAUCUAACUUUUGUGAUCACUGAAGUGUUUUGGAAACCCGCCGAUACAGACCCAUGUACACAUAUAAAACCUCCUCCCUCAUUCCCAAGGGUUUAAACCCCCUCAAUUCUCAGCAGCUGACAUGCAUGUCAAAACUCCCUAACCAAUCUUUGCCCUGCAAGGGCGGGUAAUACCAAAACGCGAGUAUGUAUCUAUGCAUCUAUGGAUAUAUCAUUGUGGAAGCGCACGGCUGGUAGGCAAACCGCUGAGGAAACGCUGGCUGAGCGCAGCAAGAACGCGCCAUUGGACGCUUAACCAUGGGUGACCCAUUCAACAGCACCAGGGCGUUUAACCGAACCCCUCAGGGUCAUGUCACAUUUGGCAAUCUAGAGGACAUAGACGUGACCGCGGACAGGAGCCCGGUCCUCAGGAUCCUGAUCUCGGCGGUGUACGUUCUCGUGUGCGCAAUAGGCUUAGUUGGGAAUUCGCUCGUCCUUUUCAUCAUGAGAGCGAAACACUGCGGACCGAGCACCACCAUCAACGUGUUCAUCGUUAAUUUAGCUGUCACAGACCUCCAGUUCGUCCUGACUUUUCCGUUUUGGGCGGUGGAUACCGCUUUGGACUUCAGCUGGCCGUUUGGAGACGCCAUGUGCAAGAUCAUACUGUCGGUCACUGUGAUGAACAUGUACGCCAGCGUCUUCUUCCUCACUGCCAUGAGCAUCACUCGAUACUGCUCCGUGGCUGCAGUCGCGAAGAACAGGGUCCGACCCCCGACGUCCUGCUCGGUCAGAUGGGUUUGCGCGUCUCUGUGGGUCUUCGCUACCGUCGCCACCGCGCCGACCUCUAUUUUCUCCACCGUGACCAACGUGGCCGGAGAGAAGCUCUGCUUGCUGAAGUUUCCCGCCGGACAUUACUGGCUAGCCUUUUAUCACUUGCAGAAGAUCCUGGUGGCUUUCGUUUUGCCCAUGUUGAUCCUUUCCGCGUCCUAUAUGCUGCUUCUGAGAUUUGUGAGAAAGCGAAAUCUGAAUAGCGGUCGUUCAAAGCGCAGCAUCCGAGUCACCAGAUCUGUCACGGUUGUGGUUCUUUCGUUCUUUCUUUGCUGGAUGCCGAACCACGCAAUUACGUUUUGGGGUGUUCUGGUGAAGUUGAACGUGGUUUACUGGGAUGAGGCGUAUUACAUUGUCCACACUUACGCGUUUCCCGUGACUGUUUGCUUAGCUCACACCAAUAGUUGCUUAAAUCCGUUUAUAUAUUGUCUCACGAGAAGGGCUUUAAGAAAAAAACUGAAAAAUUGCUUGUCGGAUAUUGCCCCUUGUUUAUUAAAGAGGCCUUUAUGGAAGUCUGGAAGGCGCGCAUGAACCAGUGCAACGUUAUUUAAAUGAGAAAUAUAAAUAAUAAUUCACAGGCAAAAUAUGUAUAUAAAAUAUGUACUUUUCUCUCUUUUGGAGACUUAUUUAUUAUAAAACUAUGUAUUAUUAGUAAUAGUAGUAUUAUGCACCGAUAAUUAUUCUUGGGGCUUAUUGGCUGCAUUAAAGAACCAAUGAAUGUUUAAGCUGAAAAUUAUAUUUGUCAUUAUCUUUCUGCAAUUUAAACAAUGUCAUAUUUUGUUAAACUGAACAAUGAAUCAAAUGUACGCAUGUGUGAAAAUGACUUAAAAACAACCGUGAGCACUAAAAUAUUGUAAAACAGAAGCAUAUGUCCAGCUGUGUAUAAGGUUUACAUAAUAUAAAUAA
Messenger RNA from Puntigrus tetrazona (Sumatra barb), 1898 nucleotides. It is a transcript of the gene rxfp3.3a3, whose product is annotated as relaxin family peptide receptor 3.3a3. Bases 483 to 1523 code for a protein of 346 amino acids. Gene Ontology annotation, molecular function: G protein-coupled receptor activity. Gene Ontology annotation, biological process: immune response; G protein-coupled receptor signaling pathway. NCBI's taxonomy places the organism in Eukaryota, Metazoa, Chordata, Actinopteri, Cypriniformes, Cyprinidae. Gene Ontology annotation, cellular component: membrane. The transcript has a single exon. The record is from RefSeq and is a predicted model, not a curated record.